UCGUCGGAUUAGGAAUGCUGGAUGGGUCCAUAGCCGGCGGUAUAUUCGCUUCCCCACCAACCGGCAACGUUUUGUAUACCAUCGCAUAUCUUGCCCAGUAUAAUAAAGGAGGUUGCCUCGUCUUGAUCGGGAACUACACUGGGGACAGACUGAACUUCGGAAAGGCCAUCGAAAAGGCUAAACUGGCUGGAAUCAAGGCAGAAGGAGUGAUAUUAGGUGAAGAUGUCGCAUCCAGUCACAACAAGACUGGAGGUCGGGGCAUGUUGUCCGAAGUCUUCUUAUUCAAGAUGUGUGGCGCUAUGGCCGCCCAAGGUGCCGACCUGACAUCAAUGAGGGACACGGCGGCCGAGGCUGUCAAGUACAUGGGCACUCUUGGAGUCUGCAUCAGCCCCUGUUCUUUGCCGGGUCAGCCACCUUUGUUCGAAAUCGCACACGGCGAGAUGGAAUUAGGGGCUGGCGUGCACGGAGAAGCGGGUAUUUCCAAAGAGAAAAUCGGCACCGCCAAGGAGGUGGUCGGAUUGAUCCUUGAAAAGAUUGUAGAUUACUUGAAACUGGUGCCUGGAAAUAGAGUGGUAGCCAUGAUCAACAAUUUGGGGGGAACUUCUAUUCUGGAGAUGAACAUCAUUAGCAAGGAAAUAAAGGAUUAUCUAGACAGCAAGAAAAUCAAAUUAGAACGUAUAUACUCUGGGCACAUGAAGUCUUCGCUAGAAAUGCACGGCUUCCAAAUCUGUUUGCUACACCUCCCUAAGGAUAAAGGGGACGUGUGGUUGGGGUAUUUGGACGCCCCCACGAAUGCCCCCGCCUGGCCGGGGGGCGAGGCUUCCGUGGAAAACGGGGGCAGUGGCACUGAUGUCAUUUUGAGUCAAAAACUGUUAACGGACGAGAGGAUGAAAGCGUCAGGAGGGCCGUCCCUCUCUGCCAAAGGACAGGACAUCCUUCGGACCUGCCUGACGACAGCUGCACGGGAGUUGAAAAAGAACGAGGCGCUGUUAAACAGGCUCGACUCCGGCUGCGGCGACGGGGACUGCGGGAACACCCUCAAGAAGUUUGCACAAGCCGUUUUAACGUAUGUGGAAGAAGCACCCAUGGCUGAGCCCGCCAGCGUGCUGUGGGACUUAUCGGAGGCGGCCGAGAGAGACAUGGGCGGCACGUCGGGCGGCAUCUACAGCUUGGGACUGGCUGCUGCUUCACAGGCUCUGUCCACCGCCAAAUCAAACGACUUGGCAUCAUGGGUCACCGCAUGGGAGAGCGCCAUGGCGGCCAUGACCAAGUACGGAGGCGCCGAGCCCGGAGACAGGACGAUGUUGGACACCUUACACUACGCUGCGCAAGCGCUCAAACAGAACAUAAAGGGUGAUCUGAAGACUGCGCUGCUUUCGGCUAGUGUAGCGGCUGAUAAUGGCGCUAAGGCCACCGCUGCGAUGACCGCCAGGGCGGGCCGCGCCUCGUAUGUGUCUAGCGAGUACACGCGCGACGAAGACGCGGGCGCGCGCGCAGCGGCCGUGUGGCUUCAAGCGAUAUUCGACACUAUCGCCAAAGGCAUAUAGCGCAUUUUACUACACCCACGGCACUCGACCAAGAACAUAUAGACCGAUGGUCUGUAGACUGUAACAUGACUAGCUUUUGUUCUCGUGGAAUGAGGGCUAUCGUUUUUAUACUUAACAGUUGGCACCCCUGGCGAUUGACAGGACCUUACUCUACAGUGGCGCCAUCUUGAUGAGUGCUAAUGCGAUAGUCCUCCUACCAUUUUAGCGCUCACCAGUUGGUGCCACUGUCUUCGCUACUAGCAAGUGACAGGACCUUACUCUACAGUGGCGCUAACUGGUGAGCGCUAAAACGAUAGCCCUCAUUGGGAGACUAGUCACAGAAAAUAUUUAUCACGGAUGUAUAAAAAAGACUAUUCUAAAUACUCAAUAUUUCAUGCAUAACGCGUAAAUGUUAAAUUUUGUGUCUCCAACUUGUGAUUAUGAUGGAUUACUAAUUUACCCUUUUUAUCGUCGUAGGGCCAGCUAAUAGUUAAAAACAUAAAGACUCUAUGAUUUAACAUGCAACUCAGAGAUAAUAAUUUAAUCGGCGAAAUGUGUGCAAUUAAUUUUGAAUUCAAUUAAAAUCAAUGAUAUUAGAAUUUUUGUUCUGCCUUAUGCUAACGUUAAUAUUUCGUUUUAUUAAAGCAUUUAUAAAAUACUAGCUGACCCGGCGAACUUUGUUCCGCCUUAAUGGCAAUAAAUAAGCAGACUUUUUUUUUUUUCGAACGGGAUAAAAAGUAUCCUAUGUCCUUCUCCUGGCUCUAAACUACCUCCCUGACAAUUUUCAGCUAAAUCGGUUCAGCCGUUCUUUAGUUAUAAGUGGUGUAACUAACACGACUUUCUUUUAUAUAUA
Messenger RNA from Ostrinia nubilalis (European corn borer), 2379 nucleotides. RefSeq names its product triokinase/FMN cyclase-like. Gene Ontology annotation, biological process: glycerol catabolic process. The transcript is spliced from 12 exons. Gene Ontology annotation, molecular function: glycerone kinase activity. Gene Ontology annotation, cellular component: cytosol. The record is from RefSeq and is a predicted model, not a curated record. Lineage: Eukaryota; Metazoa; Arthropoda; Insecta; Lepidoptera; Crambidae. The coding region runs from base 15 to 1547 and encodes 510 amino acids.